AUGGAACAAUUUGAAGAAAAUAGUGAGUUUGAGAUCUCUACAGAAAACAUCACGGGAAAACAACUCCGUAACCGUAAUACAAAUGCGAGAUUCCUUAUAACCAUCAACUUGAAAAGACGUCCUCUGUUCUACAUCUUCACCAUCCUGCUCCCCGUGGUGCUCCUCCACUUCCUCAACAGCUUCGUGUUCCUGCUGCCUUCACAGAGCGGAGAGAAGACCAGCAUGGCCGUGUCUAUCCUCCUCAGCUUCCAACUGUUUCUCUCCAUCAUCAGAGACUCCCUGCCAGAGAACUCCCUGACCGUCAGCCUCUUCGGCCUCUACGUGUCUCUGGCCAACUUCACCAGUGUCGUCAUCGUCGUUGUCAACAUCCUCCUCCUCAAAAUGAAAGAGAAGCCACCACCGAAAUGGAUCGUAAGAAUGUGUAAGAAGGCAUUACAUAAAGUUGAUAUUGUUAGCGACAAUGUUCAGGAUGACGAGCCGACGAGGCCAAAGUGGCCAGAUAUUGAAACUGAACUUAACAGGAUCUGUUUUGCAUGCUUCAUUGUGUUCAGUAGUGGUCUCACAGUGGUGGUUCUUGGGAUGCUGACGACAUAA
Haliotis rubra (blacklip abalone) is the source of this 594-nucleotide messenger RNA. Its product is annotated as acetylcholine receptor subunit delta-like. Bases 1 to 594 code for a protein of 197 amino acids. Gene Ontology annotation, molecular function: transmembrane signaling receptor activity; monoatomic ion channel activity; neurotransmitter receptor activity. Gene Ontology annotation, cellular component: membrane; synapse; neuron projection. Gene Ontology annotation, biological process: signal transduction; nervous system process; regulation of membrane potential. The transcript has a single exon. The record is from RefSeq and is a predicted model, not a curated record. Lineage: Eukaryota; Metazoa; Mollusca; Gastropoda; Lepetellida; Haliotidae.